Quercus robur (English oak) is the source of this 769-nucleotide messenger RNA. Its product is annotated as phytyl ester synthase 1, chloroplastic-like. NCBI's taxonomy places the organism in Eukaryota, Viridiplantae, Streptophyta, Magnoliopsida, Fagales, Fagaceae. The transcript has 6 exons. The record is from RefSeq and is a predicted model, not a curated record. The coding region runs from base 227 to 754 and encodes 175 amino acids. Gene Ontology annotation, cellular component: membrane.
UUUGUUGUAUGAAGGGCUGGCAAAACUUGUAGAAGAAACUGUCAGCUUUGAACAUGCCUUAUCUCCACAUAAGCCAAUUUAUUUGGUUGGGGAUUCCUUUGGAGGAUGCCUAGCACUUGCUGUUGCUUCUCGUAAUCCUGCCAUUGACCUAGUUCUGAUAUUAUCAAAUCCAGCAACAUCAUUUGGCAGGUCUCAGCUGCAACCAUUGUUUCCUAUCUUGGAGGCUAUGCCUGAUGGACUCCAUAGUGUAGUUCCCUAUCUUCUUAGCUCUAUCAUGGGUGAUCCAGUGAAGAUGGCUGCAGUCAAUAUUGAAAGCAGUUUUCCUCCUGGGCAAAGAUUUGAGAGGCUGUCUCGCAGCCUCAUUGGGUUGUUACCAUAUCUUUCUGGUUUUGAUGAUAUUAUACCAAGGGACACUCUUCUUUGGAAGCUGAAGCUGCUUAAAUCAGCUGCUGCUUAUGCCAAUUCCCGUCUCCAUGCUGUUAAAGCCGAAGUUCUUGUCUUGGCUAGUGGCAAGGAUAACAUGCUUCCUAGUAGAGAUGAAGCUGAACGACUUAAGAACUCAUUACAAGAUUGUGUUGUUCGUCACUUCAAGGACAAUGGGCAUACCCUUUUAUUGGAAGAUGGAAUUGGUUUAAUGACAGUUAUUAAGGGUACUAGCAAAUUUCGUCGUUCAAGGAGGCAUUCUUAUGCCUCAGAUUUUUUUCCUCCUAGUAUGACUAAACUCAACUAUGCCUGUGCUCAAAUAAUCAGGUAAUUCAUUGGAGCAUGC